AUGACCAAGACGUAAAGAAUAUCAGACACGCUGUCACUGCUGGUAAAACUGCAGACUGGGAUGAGUCGACUUCUGCUUUACAGAAAGGACUGUCAGUUAUCUACUUGCAUUUUAACGGCUCACACAGAGCAAUGAGAGGAGCAGCUAUGAGUGUAAUAACAGCAGUCAGUGGAUUUGUUCUCCUCACUGUGACAGUCGUUUUGGGUCAGUAUGGCUGGGGAGUGACUUACACUUCUACUCCGAUCUGUGCUGUAAAAGGAUCCACAGUGGAGAUACGCUGCACCUACACAUACCCAUCUAGACAAUAUAAUCCUUAUGGAGUUGUGAGGACAUUCUGGUUCACAAAAGAGAGUAAUAAUGAAGUUGUGGAUUUGAAAACAGAUCCAGAGUAUUCAGGUCGAGUUCAGUAUCAGUGUGAAAACAACAAAUGCACUCUGAGAAUCACAGACCUGAGAGGGAGCGACUCAGCUGAGUACAGGUUCAGAUUCAUAACAAACCAUGAAGGAGGGAAAUAUUCUGGUGUACCUGGAGUCACUUUGACUGUCACAGAUCUGCAGGUGCAGGUGAGCAGAUCAGCUGUCAGAGGUGAUUCUAAGUCAGCAGAUCUGAAGUGUGAGAGCAGUUGUCCUCUGCCUGAUAAUCCCUCCUACAUCUGGUACAAGAAUGAACAGAUCAUCACAGGACAAACAUCUAAUUCUUAUACAGACUACUGCGAUCCCACAAACAGGAUUUCCUGUGCUGUCAGAGGAUAUGAGAACUCCCGCGCUCCUUCAGUGGUAGUGAAGGAUGUCUGGGAUGUGACUUACACUUCUACUCAGGUCUGUGCCUUCAAAGGAUCAACAGCAGAAAUACGCUGCACCUUCAGAUACCCAUCAACUAUAGAUGGAAGAAAUACAAGCAUUCAGAAAACAUUCUGGUUUACUAAAGUCAAAGAUAAUGAACCUGUGGAUCUGACAACACAGUCAGAGUACAGAGAUCAUGUUCAUUAUCAGUGUAAAAACAACGACUGCACUCUGAGAAUCACAGACCUGAGAGAGAGCGACUCAGCUGAGUACAAGUUCAGAUUCAUAACAAACGAUCCACGAGGGAAAUAUUCUGGUGUACCUGGAGUCUCUUUGACUGUCACAGAUCCACAGCUCCAGGUACAUGUGAGGAGAUCAACAGUAAACUCUUAUUCUAACUGGACAGAGCUGACAUGUCACAACAACUGUCAGCUACCUGAUCAAUCUUCCUACAUCUGGUACUGGAAUGGACACAAACUUUCAUCAGAAAAACAAUAUUUACACCUGAACACAUUUGAUUCUACAGACAGUUUUCACUGUGCUGUGAAAGGAUAUGAGACAUUCCCUUCUCCAACAGUGUAUGCUCCAAAGCUUCCCUCUGUGUCAGUGAGUCCCUCUGCUGAGAUAGUGGAGGGCAGUUCAGUCACUCUGAACUGUAGCAGUGAUGCUAACCCAGCAGCUAGUUACACCUGGUACAAGGAGGAUGUCAUCAACCCUCUCAGUUACCAAAACCAACAUGUUUUCAGCUCCAUCCUGCCCUCUGACUCUGGAAAGUAUUACUGUACAGCUGAUAAUAACCUGGGACAAAAGAGAUCUGAAAGCAGAACUAUUGAUGUGAAAUAUGCUCCAAAGCUUCCCUCUGUGUCAGUGAGUCCCUCUGGUGAAAUAGUAGAGGGUAGCCCUGUGAAUCUGACCUGUAGCAGUGAUGCUAACCCAGCAGCUAAUUACACCUGGUACAAGGAGGAUGAACCACUGCCUGUAGGACCAGAGGGCGUUCAUCAUUUCACCUCCAUCAGCUCUGAGAACAGAGGAAACUACUUCUGCAAGUCAGAGAAUCAGUAUGGACAGAUCAACUCUUCACCUGUGUUUAUAAAUGUUCAGUAUGCUCCGAGGCUUCCCUCUGUGUCAGUGAGUCCCUCUGCUGAGAUAGUGGAGGGCAGUUCAGUGACUCUGACCUGUAGCAGUGAUGCUAACCCAGCAGCUAAUUACACCUGGUACAAGGACAACAAAGUACUGUCAGCAGGACAACAGAAUGUUUAUCACUUUAUUGCUAUCAAAUUGGAGAACAGCGGGAAUUAUUCCUGCCGGUCUGAGAAUCAGUAUGGACAGAAGAACUCUACGUUUCUAUCCAUAGAUGUUCAAUAUCCUCCAAAGCUUCCCUCUGUGUCAGUGAGUCCCUCUGCUGAGAUAGUGGAGGGCAGUUCAGUCACUCUGACCUGUAGCAGUGAUGCUAACCCAGCAGCUAGUUACACCUGGUACAAGGAGGGUGAAGACUCACCUAAAACAUCAGGACACAACUUCACCAUCAGCAACAUCAGACCUGAGCACAGUGGGAGUUAUUACUGUGUGGCCCACAACAACAGAGGGACUCAUAAUGUCACCUUACAGCUGACUGUCAGGGAAGUUUUCCCACUGGCGGCAAAACUAGUUGUCACUGGAAUAACUCUUGUGGUUUUCCUAGUUAUUAUAUGCCUCUUGAUCUUUUUCCUGCUUACAAAAAAGAAGCCCUCAGCAUUAUUUCCUCUGCCUGGAAACAGACAGGACAACAACAACAAGGUUUCCUGCACAUCUCCAAGUCAGCACACAGGGAAGACAGAGUCUCCACCCAGUAACUCAGAGGAAGAUGAAGAGCUUAACUAUGCUAGUGUCCGAUUCUCAACGAACCAGACGGAUCCCAUUUACUACAACAUCCGAUCAGCUGGAUCCCGCAGACAAAAGGUGAAGGAGGAGGAUGAGCAUGUAGAGUACGCUGCAGUCAACUUCAGUUCUGCCCCGAGAAAUGCACACCAGGAAAGUGAGGAGGAUCCAUCUGAAUUGUACAGCACAGUCAAGAAAAUCUGAUAAAAACAAAAAGAAGCCAAACUGUGGACCCUUCUUUAAUUGUCAGUUUAGCAACCAUACAGCUACUGGACAGUAGAUAUGAUUCUACUAUAUAAUUUUGGUCAGGCGUUCAUAGUCCCCUGAGGGUAACCGCUGUGGACUUGAUUGUCUGAUUUCAUCUGAAGUUUUGUACUACACUUCUAGUUUCAACUUCAACUGAUAUUUCUUCAAAAGAGUGCCCAGAUGUUUGGGGAGUAGAGGUUAUUUUGUCAUUUUCUGUUGAAACUACUUGUUCAACACUGGAAAAAACAACAAGUCCAUUCAAGAUUUUUCAGGAUCAUAAAGUUUGGUACAAAUAUUCAGGUUAUCUAUUGCCAUCUAUUGUCAAAAUUUAGUGCAAACCUUCAUGUCCACCUUCUGAUUCACCAUCACACAAAAAAUUCGUCUCACACGUCUGUUGGAAGUCAUGUAUACUUGACUAAAAUGUAUAUUUCUUUUAGUUUCAUGAGACAUAGGAAAUGUUUUUGCACUGCAGCACUAUAUGUAAUAGCUAAUACAUGGUAAGCUUGUAUUUAUUAAUAUUAUUAUUGUUGUUGUAAUACAUAGGUAUGCUGAGUUAAAGAACACUGAGUUAUUGGAAAAGAACAUGCGUCCUGUUUCCACUCCAUAGUAGUACAGAAUAGUAUUUUAAAACAUUUUCCACGAUUCACUUUAGUUCUGUAUGUUUUACAUUUUGUCUGCAUCAUUCCUGCUCUCAGUUGUUUAAUUGUAAUUAGCUUAAAGUAAAACCAUCAUUAUUUAAAAGAACUCUUCUGUUUCCUGUUGUUAACUCUGAUGGUGGUUUUGAAUGUUGUUUUAAAUGCAUUCUUUUCACACUGAUUGUUAAUAACAUGCUUGACAAAUAGAAUAAUCUUUACAUCUGAGUUACCGGGUUCAUGUUUUUGUGUCAGAUAUUUCUGUUUCAAAUCAUUUCUCAUGUUAUCUCUUGUAUUAUAUUGUAACCUUGUGCCUUUGUGUGCUCAUGUUAGUUUUACUUCAUCUGUUAGCUUUUGUAUUUUGUAUAUGGUGGUGCAGUGGUUAGCACUGUGUACUCUGGCUUCCUCCCACAGUCUAAACACAUGCAGUAAGCAGGGUUAGGUUAACUGGUGAUUUGAAAUUGCUCAUAGGUGUGAAUGGUUGUUUAUCUCUCUGUAUUAGCCCUGCUGGUGACCUGUUCAGGGUGUACCCUGCCUCUCGGCCUGUGGUAGCUGGUAUAGGUUUUAGUGCCCUUGUGACCCUGAUAAGGGUAAGAGGAUGGAUGGAUGUUAGUUUUCUGUCAUUGUUGUUGACCGUCCUGAAUAGUUUGUUACUGAAUACUCAGCUCCAUCAGAUCAUCACUUAGCCCAGUACUUCCUUGCCACCCUUUCUUAACUUGUCAUCAUUUUUCAUUUCUUAUCUUCCAUGUCUAGAGGUUGUUUUUGUGUCUGUGACUUAGGGUUUUUUUUCUCUUUUUCUUUUGUUCAUUGUUCUGCUGCAUGAUCACCAGUACGUGACCACUUCCUGGAUUUGACUAAAGGUUUGGAACCACACCUGUUCAAGUAAAGUCAGAUGGAACAGUAGAUAAAUAAGAAGUCGGGGGAAGUCUAAUGUCAAACCCGUGUGUUAUGCAAAUGAAUAACAGAUAGAUUUCAGUACACCUAUUAGUAAUGCAGCACAUUGUUAAAGGGCAUAGGGCCAAGUAUAGAGUCACAGAUUCAUUUUUUCUAGUUGUGAAACUAUGUAAAUACAAAUCUAACAAGACGUUUCCUGUACAAAAAAGGCAGGAAAAGAAAUGUUAUGAAGCUUGCAUCUCUUACCAAGUUGCCUUUUCUUGCCUUUUACUGGCAUGUUGUUUAUUCUACUGAGAGGUAAAGAGGAAGGAUUUAGCAACAUCUUAAUCUCUUCGAGUGUUUGAAGUGAAUAAUCAUUUGUUCACUGUUUACUUUUAACUUCUUGUAUUGUCACUAAAAUCACAAAGAAAGCAGCUGUAAGUCUGACAGCAGCAGAGAGUGGAUGUAUUGUUCUUGUCCUCUUAGUGUCACGUCAGUCCAUCCAUAUUUACACUGAAGAGCACUUAGCCUUGUUAUUCACAGCUGGUUUAAUGUAGACCACAAAAAUGAACCAGCCCCGUUCUAUGAUGACUGCUGAGCAGGUGUGUGUCUGUGCAUUACUGCCUCUUUCAUGUAUCAUUACAGAUUUUGUUUAAUCAAAUAUUUCAUUCAAACUGUUUAUAUUGUUCACAAUAACAUCAGGAGUCAAACACUAAUCAAAACACAACAGCAAUCACAAAUACAAAUAAAAAUGCAAUCAGAUGCAUCCCACAGUGGAAUUAAUUCUUGUAUUAUGAAGAUAAAAGUAUUAAAAUAAGCGUCGGUGGAGGGUUUUCUACAGCCACUGGUUUUACUGCAGGCCUGUGCAUGUUAUCAUGUCUGUGUUCUUAUUGAACAUUGCACAAACAAGUUACAAAUCACUUCCUGUCAAGAAUGUUGCUCUGUAUGCAUCACUUUUCUUCUUUCACCACAACGAACAUGACAUGUUUCUAAGUCACACAUCAAGCAUGUCUCAUUACUAUCUUGUUAAUCUUCCCUUUCACUCGUUGUUAUUCAUCUGUCACAAAUUACUCCACCCACUUCACCCACUCCACCCGGCCUGCACUCGCUUCUUCAUCUCUCUUGUGCACUGUUCAUUUCAUGGCUGACCCCAGGUGUUCAUAUUCAUCCACCUUCAAUAUCGCUUUUGUGAUCCUUGCACGUUCACCUUUCCACUCGUCUCCCUCUCAUUUAUACAUGUAUUUUGUCUUGUCUCCACUGGCUUUGAUUCCAUUUCUCAAACCACCAGCAUUAGGGCAGGGAUAGCUCAGUAGGUAGAGUGGUCGCCCCCUAUGAUCGGAAAGUUGGGGGUUCGAAUCCACUGAGCAGCUACCCUGAGGUACCACUGAGCAAGGUACCAUCCCUACACACUGCUUACUGGCUGCCCACAGCUCCACUGAGUGAAUGGGUCAAAUGCAGAGAAAGUAAUUUCCCCAUGGGGAUCAAUAAAGUAUACAUUGUUAUUCUUCUGCAUUUCUCUUCUUAAUAUCAUACCUAAUCAACACCACCUCAUCACCUCUGUUCCCUUCCCCCUACCUGUCCACUGAAGUCUGCUCCAAUCACCAGUCGCUCCUUUUCUGGGGUCACGCUGGUCACGAGCUCAGUACAUUUUCCCAAUAUCCAUGGGAAAAUAUCCAGGUAGAACUUGCUAAGGUACAUAUGACCAAAUAUUAGCAUAUCUAUAUGUUCGAGUCUGUGUUGAUUACCGAAAUUCCUAAAUAAUUCAAGCUGGUCCACUCGUUUCUCAUGUGUUUAUUUUUUCCACCCUUGAAAAAGAAAAGUUGGACCAGUACUCAACUUUGAUCUCUCAAAGGACUUUUUACAUUUUAAGUCUUAUUCACACACACACACACACACACACACACACACACACACACACACACACACACA
Molecule: messenger RNA, 6319 nt
Organism: Oreochromis aureus
Lineage: Eukaryota; Metazoa; Chordata; Actinopteri; Cichliformes; Cichlidae
Product: B-cell receptor CD22-like
Exons: 15
Coding region: 132-2843 (903 amino acids)
Biological process (GO): cell-cell adhesion
Cellular component (GO): membrane
Source: RefSeq, a predicted model, not a curated record